CAAAUUGGUGAAAGACUUCAAGAGGAGCGUACACACAAGACAAGACAAGCCAGCCCAGGCCAAGACAAGACAGCCAAGCAAGUAAAUCAAUAAGUCAGGGCAGAGAUCGAAUAUUGAACAACUAAAGAAAUCAAAACAAAACAGAGAAAAAAAAUAACAAAAUUACAUUGUUGUUGGGAAGAGCGGCAUUCAUUGCUAGUUUUUUUUUUUUUUGGAUUUUUGAAAUAAUUUUUGAACGUGUUCGCGGGCCAAUAGCACCAACAUAGUUAGUGGCAUUAUUAUUGUUGUUGUUUUUGUUGUCACUAUUACCACCGCCACUUGAACGCUUGUGUGCUGUUAAACAAUUUGUAGUUAGCCGAACUGAAAUUGAAUACCCGCAGAAAAUAUUUGAAAUUUGUUUGAACGGUCAACACACCAGGCAAUUAACUUUGCAGCGGUGCUAACGACUUGGAAAAACUUCAGUAUCAGGAAAACUGUAAUUAACGGAAAAACUAAUCAAUCAAAAUGGUUCAUCAAAGCUUCAAAAUGGCUCUGUCCAAAAUCGACAUGGAAAUGGAUCAGGAGAAAUAUUUACGCGAGGUAACUCGCCAUUUUCGUGGCAUUGAAAAACCUUUGAAAUAUGGUCCAGUAAUUGAGACCCUCAACGAUUUGGUGGCGGCUCUACAUCAGGAAUUUGCCACCAAUUAUGUGAACAUUGAAAUGGUCAAUCACAUUAUGUUGUCCUACAAAUCGAAUCCCAAGGAAUGGAAGAAAUUCGCCAAAUUCGAUCGUUACAAAUACACAAGGAAUCUCGUCGAUGCCGGCAAUGGAAAAUUCAAUCUAAUGAUCCUGUGUUGGGGUGAAGGUCAUGGUUCGACCAUACACGAUCACUCGGAUUCGCAUUGUUUUAUGAAAAUGCUGAAGGGUGAACUGACCGAGACCCGUUUCACAUGGCCGGAAAAUACCACGGCCGAAGAUCAUUUGGACACCAUACCAGAGGGAGAGGAAUUUGAAUAUCAUGAUGCGCUGCAGGUGAUUGGCCAAAGGACAAUGGGUCUCAAUGAUGUGGCCUAUAUAAAUGACAACCUGGGCCUUCAUCGCGUGGAAAAUCCCAGCCAUUCGGACACUGCCAUUUCGCUGCAUCUAUACUGUCCACCCUUCGACACCUGUUCCAUGUUCGAAAAGACCACCGGCAAACGGCUGAAAUGCAAUGUCACCUUCUGGAGCAAAUAUGGCCAAAAAGUGGAACACUAAUCUCCAGCACCAUUUUUGUUUUGUAAUUUUUUUACAAAAUUUAAUAUAAUUUUGUAGUACCAAAAAACAACAACAACAAAUAUAUAUACCCACGCCCCCCAUACAAACACAUAUAUAUAAAUAUAUACAGUAGAAGAAAAGGACAAAAGAAGACUUAUUUAGUUUGUACAAUCCUAGCCUGUAGUUGUAGUUGUUAAUAAUUUUAAUUUUUAUUGUUUUUUUUUCUCUUUUUAUAUGGAUUUAGUUAUAAGACAAUGCGUUUAUAAAUUAAAAGAAAUAUACAUAUAAUUUUAAUAAACACAAA
Messenger RNA from Musca domestica (house fly), 1537 nucleotides. Its product is annotated as cysteine dioxygenase type 1. The transcript has 3 exons. The record is from RefSeq and is a predicted model, not a curated record. NCBI's taxonomy places the organism in Eukaryota, Metazoa, Arthropoda, Insecta, Diptera, Muscidae. Gene Ontology annotation, molecular function: ferrous iron binding; cysteine dioxygenase activity. Gene Ontology annotation, biological process: L-cysteine catabolic process. The coding region runs from base 505 to 1233 and encodes 242 amino acids.